Messenger RNA from Tetrahymena thermophila SB210, 732 nucleotides. RefSeq lists its product as hypothetical. The record is from RefSeq and is a predicted model, not a curated record. Lineage: Eukaryota; Ciliophora; Oligohymenophorea; Hymenostomatida; Tetrahymenidae. The transcript is spliced from 3 exons.
AUGGGAGCUAAGGAUAUUUCCCUUUAGUAGCUAUCAAAAGGUAAGUAUGGGAAUAUUUUAAGCAAAAAAGGGAAGUUAAGUUAUCAAUCAAAUAAUCAAAUGCAUCUAAAAAAAUCGUUACAGAGCAUCACUUAAAUUGUGAAGAAUAUCCUCACUGCUUUUGCAGAAAAUAUGUAAAUUAUUUUUAUGGAGCCUUUUUAACUAUUGUUUAAUGAAAAGUAAGAUGAAGAAAUUACUAAAAAUGACUUCGUUGGCGAUAACAUUAGAAAAUAAUACUUAGAGUAUUAUAUUAGAAAUACCUAUAUUUCAGAAUGCAAGUUGCUGAAGAAUCAAUCAAGUGAUUUUCUUUUUAGUUAUUAUGCGUUUAUGAUUAACUGGACUAAAAAUUAGACAACAUCCUUUAGAGAAAUUCUUUCACACAAAGAAAAAUACUCCAAGCGAAUUACUCUAAGAUAAAAAAUGUUGCUGAAAUAUAUUUUUAAUUUGGCUUCUUAGUAGUUUGAAUUGGAGGCACAAAGGAUAUAUUAAAAAACACAUGGGUAGCUCUUGGAUAUUAUUUCAUUUGAUGAAAAUUUAGAAGAUGCAUCUUCAUAGUAUCGUCAGUGCCUCAAGGAAAAAUAAGAAUUAUUACUAAUAAUGUAUUAUUUUAAGUCAACAGCACAAGUCUUUCGUUGCUUAGUUUAUGUGAAGGCUUUGAAGAAUGCCUUACGAUAGAACCUAUAUUUAGGAUGA